This is a messenger RNA of Balearica regulorum gibbericeps (East African grey crowned-crane), 1282 nucleotides long. The record is from RefSeq and is a predicted model, not a curated record. NCBI's taxonomy places the organism in Eukaryota, Metazoa, Chordata, Aves, Gruiformes, Gruidae.
GUGAAGCAAACCUAGAGAGGAACUUCACUUACCUUUAAUGAACGUCAGAAAACAGCAUUGCCACGGCUGCCUACCCAGCAGACCUGCUUACGAGAGCCAGAGGGAUGGUGGUAGUUACGGGGCAGAACAAAGUGAGUGGAAACCCGGAUGAUGCCAUGUCGAGCUCAGAUGCAGAGGAUGAUUUCCAAGAGCCAGCCACUCCUACCGCAACCCAGGCAGGACAAGCACUACCUCUGCUGCCUCAGCAGUUUCCAGAAGUUGUUCCACUAAACGUAGGAGGCAUGUAUUUUACAACAAGACUGUCAACACUGAGACGUUAUGAGGACACAAUGUUGGCGGCUAUGUUCAGUGGAAGGCACUAUAUUCCAACGGAUGCUGAAGGCAGAUACUUUAUUGACAGAGAUGGAACCUACUUUGGAGACAUACUUAACUUUCUACGAUCUGGUGACCUGCCACCACGAGAGCGAGUGAGGUCAGUUUACAAGGAAGCUCAGUAUUAUUCCAUAGGACCACUGCUAGACAAUUUAGAGGACAUCCAGCCUCUUAAAGGAGAAAAAGUUAGACAAGCUUUCCUGGGCCUAAUGCCAUAUUACAAAGAUCAUUUGGAACGGAUAAUCGAAAUAGCAAAGCUUAGAGCUAUGCAAAGAAAAGCAAGAUUUGCAAAAUUGAAGGUCUGCGUCUUCAAAGAAGAGAUGCCCAUCACUCCCUACGAAUGCCCACACUUCAAUUCUUUACGUUUUGAAAGGAGUGAAAGUGAGACAAAGCUAUUUGAACAUCAUUGCGAAGUAGAUGUAUCGUUUGGCCCCUGGGAGGCUGUAGCUGAUGUAUAUGAUCUUCUGCACUGUAUUGUGACAGACUUGUCUGAUAGAGGGAUAACUGUGGAUCAUCAGUGUAUCGGGGUAUGUGAUAAACACCUGAUAAAUCACUAUUACUGCAAGCGUCCUAUCUAUGAAUUCAAGAUUACUUGGUGGUGAGUUAUUUUGUCCAGAAUGGUGCAGGGAAUAAAAGGACUUCUAGAUGACGAUUGCUUUUAAUAUUUUUGCAACGUGUCUCUGGAAAUGCAUUGCUGCUAACAUACAUUGGAAUCAGUCUGCUGAAAUGUUGGCUAAUGCUUAGCUGCUUAGCAAAAGGGAACCUGUUACGGAGGUUGAAAAACCUCUGAAAUCUUGAAAAACCAGCCUGAAACAAGACUGUUGGCUCAGGUACCUUAACGAGGCACAAAACAAAAUCACCUCAUGGAAAUUACGGAGAGGAGCGUCUAACAUCUUUUAAAAGGUGCCAC